ACCACCACCGCAGGAGUAACUACCACUUCAGCAGCUGGAGGAGGAGUAACUACCACUUCAGCAGCUGGAGGAGGAGUAACUACCACUUCAGCAGCUGGAGGAGGAGUAACUACCACUUCAGCAGCUGGAGGAGGAGUAACUACCACUUCAGCAGCUGGAGGAGGAGGAGUAACUACCACUUCAGUAGGAGGAGGAGUAACUACAUCGGCAGUAUCCAGCGGCGAUGUGACUAAUACAGGAGUGGUCGUGGGAGAAGUAACUACAACUGGAAAUGUAGCAGGAGCAGAAACAGCCACUACAGUAGCCGGAGGAGAGGCAACUACCUCGGCAGUGGUCGGAAGUGAAGUUACCAGUUCAGCAGUAACCGGAGGAGAUGUAACUACCACUGGAGCAGCCGGAGGAGCAGUAACCAACACUGCAGCAAUGAGUGUUAUUGCAACUACUACGACAGGAAUUGGAGGAGGGGUAACAGCCUCAACAGUUGGAGGAGGUGGGGCAACAACCUCAGCAGUCGGAACAAGUGAGGCAGCAACCUCAGUAGUUGGAGGAGGAGAAACUACAUCGGCAGUAGAUAGAAGAGAAGUAUCUCCGACAAGCACGCAAACAGCACCACCUACAACCAGCGUUUAUGUGGACAAAAGACCAGGCGAGUGAAACAAUCAGAUUCUUGGGGAACCGUUGUGACUUAGGGUGGGAAAUUGUAAUAAAAAGUCGAUCAUCAAGGUUAAGUUGACGGCGUCACUUACCUAGGCGCCAUGACGGAUUUUUCAAAAGAUACCAUCGGCUUUUACAAACAGAUUUUGGCGGUUUACUAUUAGAAUAAUUCUUUGGGGUAAAUUAAGCUGUUUUUAAGAUGCCUCGUUUCAUCGCAAUUGAGCUGCCGCUCUGAUUCCAAUAAUUUAACAACCCUUAACCUUAGAAGUUGUUGAAGGAAGAUCAACUUAAUUUAUCCCAAAUUAUAUCGAGAGCUAAAUUUAAUUUUAUGCCCCAGAGUUUCGCGCCGCCAAAAACGGAGAAUACGGUAGCUAUUAAUUUCCAUCAUUCCAGAAGAAAUAUUGCCCCAAUCCUGCAGGAAAACAUAAUCUAAAAGAAACUGAGUCAACACAACGACGUUAUCAUGCUUACUAAACGAGUAUGAAUACUAAAGUGAGCCUUUCUUCUCUUCAGGUGCAUCAGUAUCACUGAGCCUGAAAGUCACAAUUGAUUGUUCUAGCGACACCUUGGACACUUUUAACGUGACCAUAAUAGCUGCUGUAAGUAGAGAGCUUGGUCACUUUUAUCAAAAAGGAUUUAUCAUCAUGUCGUGGCAGCUCUCAUCCGAAACGACACUUAAAUAUGCUUUAAUAUGCCUUUUUAAUAGACAAUAAGAAAUAUAGCAGGUAAUUUAGUGUUAACAACUGAGUUGAAAACGUAAAUUGGCCACCGUAAAGGGUAAAAAAGCUACGGUGGCCAAUUUACGUUUUCAACUCAGUUGUUAACACUAACUUACCUGCUAUACUCUCCCACCGACGAAGCACCACAGUUUAUUUAGAAAUUUACCCCCUUUAUCAAUAAGAAGUAUACAUGAGUUCUAGAUGAAGACACGUUUCUAGUGUCCCCUUGCGCGCGAGGUGCUUCUGUUCUGAUUAUUCUGAUUUGCCAUAAAGAUAAAUCUUUUAAGAUUUUAUUGUAGCAAAGUGUAUGGGUGGUAUACCUUUUCAAUAGUCAUUUAAAAGGUGUGGGAUUUGUGGUUCAACCAUGAUAAACAUGGCAUAAGCUGAUCGUCAAUUGGCUGUAUGAAUCUCUGACUAUAUAUCUAAAUGCGAAUAUUUCCCAUAAAACCGUUGGUUUCGUUGCUUUUUAGGUGAGAACGUUUUGCAAUCGAGUGUAUAUAUCUUUUGAAAUGCACUAUCUUUCAUUAAUUCACUGAUUUGCCUUUAAAAAAAAUCUAUAACAAAAGGCGAGAUGGUUGAAUUAAGUUUUAUCAUCACCAAAUGCAGAUGCCUAAGACAAGAAUCCUUAAGUUCUUAGCCAUAAUUACUCACACGUUUUUCCAAUCCACAGCUUCCCAAACUAUAUAAUAGUAGAGGAUUCAGACUCAUUGGAGUGGAAGCUAAAAACGUUGCCUGCAGCUCUCUGUUUCAAGGGACAUAUAUACUGUCAUUUUACGUUGGAGGACCUUCUAACUUAACGAUUGCAAAAGUAUUUGAGAAUGGACUUCAAGAAGGCGUUUUCGGCAAUGAUAUAAAAGCAGAGAACACGGUAUCCACUUUCGAGUUUCAAGGUACUUCUUUAGACCGUAUGUAAAGGGUAAAAAUAAUAUUUUAAUUUCAUGGUUCAAUUUCAAGAUGUUUGAAAUGAGUCACGGUUCCAGUAAUACACAGAGUCGACGCUAACAGAUAAACUUCCCAGGAAAAACGUUUGAAACCUUUAGCUCGCUUCCUUGGUUUCGGUGGUAUAGUUUUUAAAACGUUUUAUAUGUAAAAGGACUACAUGCUGUUCUAUUUGGAAAUAAUUAGGUGAAAAAUAUUCAGAGGACAGCCAAAAUUGUACGAGGCCAUAGGCCGAGUCCAAUUUAGCUGUCAGAAGAAUCUUUUGAAACAAGUGAAACAAGUAAAAUCACCAAAGGAAAGCUUUUCCUCUUCUUAUUUCACGCGCAAAUUUUACGAAUAGCUCUCCGGUUGGAAGUGAAAUUUAUAUUGUAAUGAAAAGCAGACCGCAAUGAACGUCGUGUAGAAGCUUUUUGCAUUUCAGACCGUAUCAUCUGCAGUAGCAACCUAGAAAUCAAUUAUACGCCUCAGAGACCUGUAAUGUGAGAAAAGAUAACUUUCAUUGAUGCGGUUGGUGCGAAAGAGGUCUAUCCUCUCAUCCAUCUAGGGGAAAAAAUUAAAACAGUAUCACAGAUCGGGCCCUCUUGGAGAAUAAUAAGGUCCUUAGAGACCGAUCUAUCAAGAAAAUUUGCUUCUGCUUUUGCUGGCGUUUUCCAGGCUCUCUUUGAACAGAGACCAAACGGCACUCGGCGAGGCCCAUGCAGACGUUUUUGGCUCGCUUCCCUUUUUCGUUAUCCCUACUGAUGGAGAGCCUAAUCAAUGUACAUAUUAAGAUAACUAUUCUCACCUUACGAAAUUUUGAUUUUGAUUUUCUUGUAGGAGUUUUCAUUGAAGUAAAGCCCAAAUCUGGAGAGUGCGAAAGAGUCUGCUGUGAUGGACAAGGCGGGGAAUUGACUGUAGAGAGUGUAUGCACACCUUCCGACAAAUGUCACGGUUUUGACACCUCAGACAAGAAAGAUAAAGGAUAUUGUCCAGGGGAGACUAAGGCUUAUUGCGAAUGCAGUAAAGGUAAGGUCUUGAAAUUGAUAUUUAACAAAUAGAUUCCGUGUUGCCGCACAUUUGUUCGGUAAUAGACCAAAGAUGACGUAAAAAUAUGUAAGAACAGAAGAGAAAAGGCACAUGAGGCGCAGUCAAGUGUGUCGCUUAUGUUUUUACCACAUCUUGGCGUCUUCUGUGAUCUAUUAUUGUAAAGACCCAGGGAAACAUGAAAUCUAUUCGUUUUGAUAUGAUAAAAAGCAAAAUGUUUUUAAUGGUGUUGUCAUCUGACAUCUUUGCUUUCAUUCGCCCCAUUUCUCCGUCAUAAAUGUAGGUUCUCACAGAAAUGUGAUUGAAUUUACGACCAUAUUCUAAUAGGUUUUCAUUUUUGAAUCAAGGUUUGCAGGAUUUGCCAAGUUUCGCUUUAAUCACUGUACUGGGACUCGCAUCAUUGAUGAAGUAAGUAGCAGAAAUGUAAUAAAAAACUAA
Messenger RNA from Pocillopora meandrina, 3773 nucleotides. The record is from the annotation of a GenBank genome assembly. Lineage: Eukaryota; Metazoa; Cnidaria; Anthozoa; Scleractinia; Pocilloporidae.